Molecule: messenger RNA, 930 nt
Organism: Didymodactylos carnosus
Lineage: Eukaryota; Metazoa; Rotifera; Eurotatoria; Philodinida; Philodinidae
Source: the annotation of a GenBank genome assembly
AUGGGUUUAUGUAAAUGUCCAAAUCGUAAAGUAACAAAUCAAUUUUGUGUUCAACAUCAUGUGAAUGUGUGUGAACACUGUUUACUUAGUCAACAUUCUCAGUGUAUUGUUCGAUCGUAUGUUCAAUGGUUACAAGAUAAUGAUUACAAUCCAAAUUGUUUAUUGUGUAAUACUUCAUUAACAGAUAAUGGUGAAACUAUACGAUUAAUAUGUUAUGAUCUAUUUCACUGGUCAUGUUUAAAUUACUACUAUCAAAAUUUACCAUUGAACACGGCGCCAGACGGUUAUCAAUGUCCACAAUGUAAACAAUGUAUUUUUCCACAACUUAACUUAGUCUCUCCUAUUGCAGAUCAACUGAGACAAAAAUUAUCAACAGUAACAUGGGCGAGAGCUGGUCUUAGCUUACCAUUAAUUGAUGAUCAUCGUUCACAACAGCAGCCCUCACAACAAUUAACUGAAACGGAGAAAAAUGGUUAUGUCAUUGUUACUCAACAACAACAGCAAAGUCAACCAACUCUUUCGAUAUCGGUACCAUCUGAACAACAUGGUUUAUCUCAUCAUACAAAAUCAAAAAUAUAUAACAGUGACACAGAAAUAAUGUCAUCGUCGACGUUAAAUUUUUCACAAGAUAUUGAUGAGGAUAAAUAUAAGAGACGUAGUAUAUUUUCAUGGUUUGCACGGUAUCUUCGUUCACGUCAAGUUACUGGAACAAAACGUAGACCAAUGUCUCGAUUACGUUGGACAUGUUAUUUAUUAGCUGUUUGUCUUCUUGUUGUUGUAACCAUAUUUACCAUUUUACAUCAUUUAACACGUAAUUCAGAUGAUGAUAAUGAUCCUCAAUUCGAUCCUUUGAAUAAUCCGAUGGUCAAAGUUGGCAACAGAUUUGUACAAAAAUUAAAAAAUAGAUCAUUUGAUGGAACAAAUAAUUAA